This is a messenger RNA of Morchella importuna, 900 nucleotides long. RefSeq lists its product as uncharacterized. The coding region runs from base 1 to 900 and encodes 299 amino acids. The record is from RefSeq and is a predicted model, not a curated record. Lineage: Eukaryota; Fungi; Ascomycota; Pezizomycetes; Pezizales; Morchellaceae. The transcript has a single exon.
AUGUCCGCCGCCAACUUCCGCCUCCGCGUCACCGCCGGCCCCACCUACGACCGCGCCACACACACCCUCGUCCCCGUCAACACCUCCACCCCACUCACAAUCACCACCCCCACCUCCACCACCACCCUUCACAUCCGCUUCUCCUCCUACAAGUCCCCACCCAGCCAGCCCCUCCCCUCCACACACCCCUACUUCGCCCACCCGACGCACGCAAAGGCAAAGGACCUCUACUCCUUCCAGCUCCUCUUCACCCCCACCGCCGCAGACAUCAGCGGCGCCGACCUUGUCUGGGGAAACGACUUUGACCGCCCCAUCCGCGACCUGCUGCCGUUCGGCUUCAGCGUCUUUUGGAACAUUGGCAAAUGGAUCGACCCGGGGCUUGAGGGAGACCUAUAUGCCGAUAAGCCGUGGGUGUGGGGGAGCGUGCUUAGCAGUAUGAACGUCAUCGCUGUUGCAUCCCCUGGCACUGCCACGCCGCAGGAGACGGAAAUCAGCGACGUGGUGCAGACAGAGAUGCACCCGCCCCCGCCUACGGAGCCCGGGGCGGGAUGGAGCGGCGACACAGUGCUCGAGGAGGACAUGUCUGCCUCUACCACCCCCGCGGGCAUCCCCUCCGCAGCGGGGGCACGGAAGAAGUUCUUCCUGGAGCGGGGGCGGCGGGAGGGGUUUGUGUUUCGGCGGGGGUGGCGGUACGGGUUUGACUUUUUCGGGCCGUGGCUCGAUUUUGCGGGGUUUGAGAUUCGGCUGCCGGGGUAUGCGCUGGAUUUGUUGAAGUAUUGGGAUGGGCAGCCGGUGCGGUAUGUUUUGCGGAAUGCCCGGACGGGGGAGGUGUAUUUGUGUGUGUUGCUGGACUUUGUGGAGGUGGGGGAGGGGGGGGUAGAGGUGGAGGUUGUGAGGUGA